Molecule: messenger RNA, 871 nt
Organism: Eruca vesicaria subsp. sativa (arugula)
Lineage: Eukaryota; Viridiplantae; Streptophyta; Magnoliopsida; Brassicales; Brassicaceae
Source: the annotation of a GenBank genome assembly
CUCACUCCCCCAAAAAAUGGCUACCCAAAUAGCGAUUCUACAAAACGCUCUCAUCCUCUUUCUCUUCACCUUAACCAUCCUCACAAAAACCUUGUUUUCGCAAAACUGCGGUACAACAGGAUGUGCCCGCAACCUAUGCUGCAGUAGAUAUGGAUACUGUGGCAUCACAGCCGCCUACUGUGGCACAGGAUGCAGAAGCGGACCUUGUAGCUCCCGAACCACACCUAUCCCACCAACUCCUAGUGGCGGUGCUGGAGGUCUAAACAGUGACCCUCGUGAUACGAUUGCAAAUGUUGUUACACCAGCAGUUUUUGAUGGUAUCAUGAGCAAAGUAGGAAGCGGCUGUCCAGCAAAAGGGUUCUACACUCGUCAGGCUUUCAUCUCGGCCGCUCAAUCGUUCCCGGCGUAUCAAGGAACCGUUGCUAAACGUGAAAUCGCCGCCAUGUUGGCUCAGUUCUCACACGAAUCUGGAAGUUUUUGUUUCAAAGAAGAAAUAAGACCUAAAAGAAGGUACUGCUCACUGAACUUAAGGUACCCUUGUCAACCGGGAAAGAGCUAUUACGGUCGUGGUCCGAUUCAAAUCACAUGGAACUACAACUAUGGCGCAGCUGGAAGGUUCCUUGGACUUCCUCUUUUGAAGGAUCCAGAUAUGGUAGCUCGUGACCCAAGCGUGGCUUUCAAGUGUUCCAUGUGGUUCUGGAACUUGAAAGUGCGUCCGGUUUUGAGCAGAGGGUUUGGAGCCACUACUAGAAAGAUAAACGGCGGUGAGUGUGAUGGUGGGCGUCCAGAUUUGGUGCAGAGCAGGGUUAACCAUUACUUGAAUUUUUGUAUGAAACUUGGGAUCACUCCUGGAACCAACCUCAGAUGUUGA